UGUACAGAUUUAAGGACGGCUCUUGUUUCAUUAGAAAUCUUGAAAAAUUAAUCUUGAAAUGGACUCGACAUUUCAGCUUUAAGAGUAACAUCUAGCGUUUUCGUCCAGGCGCUCCUCGUGGACACGCCUUUAGGGGUCCUCGCGCUGAACUGACAGCUUUGUUUUCAUCAUGGCGGCGUCCAGCAGAACGCAGGUGCUGUCACUCUACAGACUGUUGCUGAAAGAAAGCAAGAAAUUUCCCUCAUACAACUACAGGACAUACGCUCUACGGAGAGUACGAGAUGCAUUUAGGGAAAACCAGACAGUGGAAGAUCCACAAGUGCUGGAGGCGCUGCUAACCAGAGCUCGGGACAGUUUGGCCCUCAUCCAGAGACAGCUAAUAAAAGAACAGUGGGCUUCUUUUCUUUCUGUUUCUGGAUAAUUCACUGUAGUCUCCUGAGAGCUGGAGGAAGAUGGCCACUGUUGCAUCUCCAGAUGCAUGUAGAUGAACACCUGCUCUGUACCCACCUGUCUGUUGGCACAUUGCACGCACCACUAAUGACCACUGAUGCCUCGCUGUCCUGCACUUUGUUACCAUAAUUUCACUCGAAACAUGGGCUGGAUCCCCAGGGGUUAUGAUUCAUUAGUCUGAAU
Molecule: messenger RNA, 633 nt
Organism: Misgurnus anguillicaudatus (oriental weatherfish)
Lineage: Eukaryota; Metazoa; Chordata; Actinopteri; Cypriniformes; Cobitidae
Source: RefSeq, a predicted model, not a curated record